Mustela lutreola (European mink) is the source of this 2827-nucleotide messenger RNA. RefSeq names its product RNA polymerase II subunit D (gene POLR2D). Lineage: Eukaryota; Metazoa; Chordata; Mammalia; Carnivora; Mustelidae. The record is from RefSeq and is a predicted model, not a curated record. Gene Ontology annotation, cellular component: P-body; RNA polymerase II, core complex. Bases 339 to 722 code for a protein of 127 amino acids. Gene Ontology annotation, biological process: transcription initiation at RNA polymerase II promoter; mRNA export from nucleus in response to heat stress; nuclear-transcribed mRNA catabolic process, deadenylation-dependent decay. The transcript has 4 exons. Gene Ontology annotation, molecular function: nucleotide binding; translation initiation factor binding.
CUGGGACUGCAGGACUGCCCCUGCUGUCCUGCGUGAUCGCCGCAGGCCUGGCGUUGCCCAUGUGUCGUCCUAGGCGGGCAGCAGGGCGGGUCGCCUGCGCGGAGAGGGGCAGGGAGGAUGGGGGAUGCGGCGGUGAGAGGGGCCCCGGGCGGGGCCGCGGGCGGGGCCGCGGGCGGGCACCGCCGGGCUGCCUCGAGAGGGGCCUGUUGGAUUCCACGCCUGCUACCCUGGAAACUUCGGCGCCCAGCUCCACUCUGCCCUUGAGCAGCCUCUUCCUACUUGUUUAAGUAAUUUAUUUUAUCUGAUAAACCGCGAAGAGCUGCAGGGAUGUGGAAAGGAUGAACAAAGCCGACAGUAGUUACAGUGAGUUUGAAACAGCUGAGACACUGCUAAAUUCAGAGGUUCAUAUGCUUCUGGAGCAUCGAAAGCAACAGAAUGAGAGUGCAGAGGAUGAACAGGAGCUUUCUGAGGUCUUCAUGAAAACCUUAAAUUACACAGCCCGUUUCAGUCGUUUCAAAAACAGAGAGACCAUUGCCAGUGUCCGUAGCUUGUUGCUCCAGAAGAAGCUUCAUAAGUUUGAGUUGGCCUGUUUGGCCAACCUUUGCCCAGAGACUGCUGAGGAAUCAAAGGCGCUGAUCCCAAGCCUGGAGGGUCGGUUUGAAGAUGAAGAGUUACAGCAGAUUCUUGAUGACAUCCAGACCAAGCGCAGCUUUCAAUAUUAAUCUCCAAAUACCACUCUGCUGCCGAAGGAACUACAUCUCAAGCCCAGCACCAGUGUCCUGGUGUUUGGAGCUAACUUAAUAGAAAUUCCAUUGCCGAAGACACUUGGGCUGCCUUUGGAUAGAACAACCCAGCUUAGUCUUGGUUUAGACUUGACUAUUUCAGACUUGACUAUUGAACCAUGGUAACCUGACCUUGCCUCUGGGAAGGGUGAGGUGGGGUGAUGCGCAUAUAAGCUACACUACUGACUACCUCAUGCCAUGGUUUUGGCCCCUGUGUUUUAAAAUAUGUUUUAAGAUUUUAUUUUUUUAAGUAAUCUCUACCCCCCAGUGUGGGGCUUGAAUUUAAACUACCCCAAGAUCUAGAGUGGUGUGCUCCACUGAUUGAGCCAGCUAAGCACCCCUUUUUAAAGAUUUUAUUUUUUUAGCCCACAUGUUAUUUUUGAUUCCUAAGAUUUCAUGUUUCAAUUUCAAUUUGUUUGUAGUUUUUGAAACUACAGGAAACGAUAGUCUUACCUAAAUGCAAAAGGAAGAAUUAAACCAGCCCUGUACCAUCAUCUGAAAUCCUUACAGAAAAGAUGAUACACUAAUGACUGAGACAGCAUUGGCAUCAUAGUGCUUAACCCAGAAGUCAAAGAAGCUCACCAUGGGAAGCAGUUACACCCAGGAUAACUGCCAAGCAUGGAGGGCCCUAACAUAACCUUGAUCAGUACUUGACCUUUUUUCUUAGACUGUUGAAGAAUGUAGAUUCGGAGGCAGUGGUCCUAAAGUACUAUUUCUCACUCCUAAAUCAAGAUUGUUUUUUCCUUUAGUGGCCAGACUUGAGGGUCUGAACACUUUGAAGACAGACUCCUUGGAUGGGGCAUCCAGUCCAAACCUUUUUCUUGCUACUUAGUGGCAGGUGAUCUCUGAUGGGGGGGUGAUUGUCUAUUUUCAUAGGAAGGAAAGCAGAGAGUGUGCACAAAGAAAGCAUGCAUGUAAGCUAGUAGAUUUGGUCAUGUGAAGACAAGUAUCACUAAGUUCACUAAACUACAGAUACUCCCCAGGAACCACAUGGUUGGAGCAGGGAGAGAAGUGGGGGUGAUGUUCCCAGAUGAGGGAAGAGGGUCAUGGCAGGUAGUAGAAACAAAAACACCCCACCAAAUGGAUCAGGUACCAUAAAAAUGUCCAUACUCUGACCUAGUGAUUGUAUUUCUGGAAAAUGUAUACCAAAUAUCAGAACACAGAGGAAGCUCUAUAUGUCAGGAUAUUAUUCUUUUUCCAAUAGAGAAAUAGUAUGGUAUGUUAUGGUUACUUGUCCAUGGACUAUUUCUCACCUAUUUAACAGGUGAACUUUUUCAGAAGCUAAAUGGCUUACAGCCAAAAUACUUGGAUUCAGAUGGACAUUGAGGACAUUCUGCUACAUGAAAUGUGAGACAAAUACCAUAUAAUCUCACUUAUAUGUGGAAUCUAAAAAACCCAAACUCAGAAGAAAUAGAACCGAUUGGUUGUUGUCAAAGGAUGAAGGGAGGGGUGUGAAAUGGGUAAAGGUGGUCAAAAGGUACAGACUCCUAGUUAUAAGAUUAAUAAGGCAUGGGGACAUAAUACACAGCAUGGUGACCAUAGUUAAUAAUACUGUAUUGUAGGGAUGCCUGGUGACUCAGUUGAUUAAGUAUCUGGUUCUUGGUUUCAACUCAGGUCAUCUCCUUGGUCAUGGGACCAGGACUCUACACUCAGCAGGGAGUCUGCUUGAAGAUUCCCUGCCUCUACACCCCACCUUCACGUGCCCUCUCUCUUCUCUCUAAAAUAAAUAAUUUAAAAAGUACUGUAUCAUAUAUUUGAAAGUACAUAUAUAUGUACAUAUAUAUAACUUUUCACUGUAAUAUAUAAUCAAUACAAUGUUCUAUGUCAGUUACUUCAAUAAGGCUGGGAAAAUAUAUAAAACAAAAAAAAUUUUUGAUUUGGGGGCACUUAGUAGUUUCAGGCAGAAGAGCAUGCGACUCCUGAUCUUGGGUUGUGAGUUGGGAGCUCCCUCCAUGUUGGGUGGGAAGACUACUUAAAAUAAAUUUUUAAAAAAUUUGACUUAAAGUAAAAAUGAGACACUUGAAUAAACAUACAAAAGAGGUAAA